CGUGUGGAACCGCAUGACUUAGACUCACGCCUAUUGUUCGCGUGCAGGGUUCGAUCAUGCAAGUCCUAAUGGCUCCGCUCUGUCUAUUCCAAGCACUUUCCCUGACGCCUCAGUCACAGUGCCUGCCACUCUCUGUGACUGCACUGCCACCACCUCCGGUGCACUUGACGCUGAGGAGGCCACAUGCCAACACGCUCGCCACAGAUCACUCGUUUUCAGAAAUAGCACUAUCUCGACAUACCCUCACCACGGCUAGUACUCUUUGUUUUCCAUCAUUAACGUAACCAGACCAUUCGCUGAAGCUGGGAGGCGUACAUCUUUCGCUAUUCAAACUCUAGAGUGGGGCCUCGGUGUGUACCUAAGAGGGUUGUUCGACUUUUUAUUGAACAUAUCGUCCGCGAGACCUAGCAUGUCGGCGUGAAGCGUCCACCGCUAUCAGUCCUAACUACCUCGAGAAGUGGUGUUCGCGGCCAUGGGGCGCGCGGUCUGGGGAUGUUUCUUCGCAUUCAUAGGCGUCUGCCUGCUGUACAUCGUCGUUGUAGGAAUUGGUAUACAUGUCACACCAGGCGGCACAGCGUCCGAGCGUCUCGAAAACGCGCAAUGGGUCGCGAGUGGAAGCUGGUGGGAUAGGCAAACGUGCAGGUGGGUGGAAGUGUGCGGAGCGUGGCACAUGGUACACAAGGGUGGCUGGACUUGGAAGGGUUAUAACGACAAGCGGCCAUCAGAGUCGCGCGACCUCACAUCCUUCUGGCAUUCCAGUAAUGAAGAUCCGUCUACGUGGUCGAAGAAGGAAAGACAACUGCGGGAGAUUCCGGCUUAUGUUUUGGACUAUGCACCAUACGUUCAUCUGUUCUCUGGAGAGCAGUAUUGGCCAAGUGAUAUUGCGGAGCAUCUAGUACAUUCAACUCCGAAGGUCAACUAUACUAUCGUUGCAAGCAUGAAGGAUGCCUGCAACCUAACCAAUUUGGACGAGCUAGAUCGAAUCGAUGGAGCAAUGCACGGCCGCUAUAUGUACCUGCAUAGCGAUGACAACGUAGAGGCAAUGCCGCAGUGGCUUACAAGCACCCAUAACAUUCCGACCCGCCGUCUUGGCCUGAAGGAGGCCAAGACGGACGGCGAGUGGUCAUACGAGGACGGCACUGUGGCGUCUGAUGAGCGUAGACCGUCGAAGGACUCAGAUCGCUCGAAACGAGCUAAGGCGAGCAUGGACGGCACGUGCGGCGGUGGCAACAGUUCCUGCGAUCCACUCCACGGCACUUGCGACGAUCCUCUGCGCCCGCUCAAUGGACCGCAUUUUGAUCUACGGAAAAGGACUGGGAAGCAAUUCUCCAGCCGUCCCAGAGUCAACCAAAACAGAACCACGGAUGGCAGAUCCAAUGCACCGGCGGUCCUCGUUGUCAUAGACAAAGGCUUUGGCGUCGUAGACGCCUUCUGGUUCUUCUUCUACUCGUUCAAUCUUGGCCAAGAGGUGUUCGGUAUCCGGUUCGGCAACCACGUCGGAGACUGGGAACACACCAUGAUCCGCUUCCGCAAUGGCACACCCGAAGCUGUGUACUUCUCCGAGCACGAUUUCGGCGAUGCGUACACCUGGGACGCGGUCGAAAAGUACCUACUAGAUCCCAACGGCACGGGAUUUCCGCGACCUGUCAUCUUCUCGGCGACGGGCUCGCAUGCCAUGUACGCACGUCCCGGUCUGCAUCCGUACAUUCUCCCUUUCGGUCUCCUGCACGAUCAAACAGACCGCGGUCCGCUUUGGGAUCCGAAAUUGAACUUCAAGUCCUUCACCUACGACGACAAAGCGCAGAUCCUCCGCGCAUCGAAGCUUAACCCGCAGGCACCGACCGGAUGGUUUGACUACGCUGGACACUGGGGCGAUAAGUACUACCCGCUAGGCGACCCAAGACAGUAUCGCUUAGCCGGCCAGUAUCACUACGUCAAUGGGCCCACCGGACCGAAAUUCAAGGCCUUAGGUAGAGAGACGGUGUGCGAGCGAGCAGGAAGGGAGUGCGUGGUCAAGGAUUAUAUCGGUGGACGUAUGCCGCCGAAGAAGCUAACGUCGAUUAUUGAAGGCGGUGAAGAAGGCGGUCUGCCGGGUGGGAAUAGGACAGAUUAG
Messenger RNA from Baudoinia panamericana UAMH 10762, 2113 nucleotides. RefSeq lists its product as uncharacterized. The transcript has 3 exons. The coding region runs from base 473 to 2113 and encodes 546 amino acids. The record is from RefSeq and is a predicted model, not a curated record. Lineage: Eukaryota; Fungi; Ascomycota; Dothideomycetes; Mycosphaerellales; Teratosphaeriaceae.